Messenger RNA from Dichotomopilus funicola, 981 nucleotides. Its product is annotated as BAR domain-containing family protein. Gene Ontology annotation, cellular component: cytoplasm. Lineage: Eukaryota; Fungi; Ascomycota; Sordariomycetes; Sordariales; Chaetomiaceae. Gene Ontology annotation, molecular function: protein binding. The transcript is spliced from 6 exons. The coding region runs from base 1 to 981 and encodes 326 amino acids. The record is from RefSeq and is a predicted model, not a curated record.
AUGGACGCGUUCAAAGGUUUCCAGAAGAGCCUCACCUCGUUUGGCGGGCAAAUCACGCCCUUUGCCUCGCGCACCUUUCAGUACACAAAGGAGCAGUUGGGCCAGGCUGAUGACAAGACCCAGCUCCCUCCCGAUUAUAUCGACCUCGAGAAGCGGGUUGAUGCGCUCAAGGCCGUCCACCAGAAGAUGCUUGCUGUGACCUCGCAGUACUCGAACGAGGCUUAUGACUACCCGCCCAACAUCAAGGAGACUUUCCAGGACCUCGGUCGCACAGUCAGCGAGAAGGUCACGCUGCUCUCGAGUGCGACAUCCCCCGCCGAAGCGCAGGCCGCGUUGACGGCACCGCCCAGCGCCAAGCCGCAGCCCAAGACGUUCCACCACGCCGUCGCCCGCGCCUCGCUUGCCAGCAGUCAGACCUUGCACCAGCAACACACAGAGGCCGGCGAAGACCCGCUGGCGACGGCGCUCGAGAAAUAUGCGCUGGCCAUGGAGCGCGUGGGCGAGGCCCGCCUGGCCCAGGACACUCAAGUCCAGAGCCGUUUUCUGGCCGGCUGGAACACAACCCUCAACACCAACAUUCUGUUCGCCACGCGCGCCCGCAAGGCUGUCGAGAAGGCUCGUCUUACUCUCGACGCCGUCAAGGCCCGUGUCAAGGGUACCACUUGGAAGCUGCCUGGUGCUGGCGGCGCCUCUCCCCGUGUGCACGAGCCCCAUGAUGAGCAUGAGCUGAGCGCCGAGGCUCAGGAGGAGAUUGAGAAGGCUGAGGACGAGUUUGUUACCCAGACUGAGGAGGCUGUGGGUGUCAUGAAGAACGUCCUGGACACCCCUGAGCCGCUGCGCAACCUAGCCGAGCUGAUCGCGGCGCAAACGGAGUUCCACAAGAAGGCCCAGGAGAUUCUGAGCGAGUUGGCGCCCGUCAUCGAGGGGCUGCAGGUCGAACAGGAGGCGAGCUAUCGCAAGAGCCGAGAGAGCGCUUCCUAG